GACUGGAAGGGCUAUGAAAGUGACGACGGCUUGAUGUAGGAGGGGGUGUUUACAGAAGGCUCGAGAAGUGUUUUUAUUAUUUUAAAAGAGUGGCACACCAAAGAUUUCACAGCCAAAAUGCUCUGCCACGUUACUCGGCCGGAUUCUGUGGUGAUGGAAGUGGAAGUUGAUGCGAAGGCAAACGGUGAAGACUGUCUGAAUAAGGUUUGCAGAAAGUUGGGCAUAAUUGAGACGGACUACUUUGGGCUGCAGUUCACAGGCAGCAAAGGGGAGAACCUGUGGCUGAAUCUGAGGAACCGCAUCUGCCAGCAGAUGGAUAACGUGACGCCCUGUCGACUGAGGCUGCGGGUCAAGUUCUUCGUGGAGCCCCAUCUCAUUCUGCAGGAACAGACGAGACACGUCUUCUUCAUGCACGUAAAGGAGGACCUCCACAACGGUCACCUACGUAUGGGCUCGGAACAAGCGGAAGAGCUGAGCGCACUCCUGGCACAGGCCGAGUUUGGCGACUACAACCAAAACACAGCCAAGUACUGGUACACAGAGCUGUGUGGAGAGGAGCCCAGCACUGCAACCAUCAACAGUAUCGUAUCCAGACACAAGGCUCUGGAGGGUUUGAGCCAGGGCUCAGUGGAGUAUCAGGCCCUGCAGCUGGUCUCCUCUCUGGAGCAUUACGGCGUGGAGUGGCACUGGGCUCGCGAUGCAAAUGGUCAACGGUUGGCCAUAGGAGUCGGCCCUGAGGGUAUCGCCAUUUGCAAGGAGGACUUCAGUUUAGUCAACAGAAUAAGCUAUCCAAUCAUCCAGAUUGCCACCCAGUCGGGGAAGAGCGUGUACUUGACAGUUACCAAGGACACGAGUGACAGCGUGGUGCUUUUGUUCAAGCUGAUCAGUAACCGGGCAGCCAGUGGUCUGUACCGAGCCAUUACAGAGACCCACGCCUUCUACAGGUGUGACACAGUUACUAAUGCGGUGAUGAUGCAGUACAGCCGAGACUUUAAGGGCCACCUAGCUUCCCUCUUCCUCAACGAAAACAUCAACCUGGGCAAGAAGUAUGUGUUCGACAUCCGACGCACCUCCAAGGAGGUUUACGACCACGCCCGCCGCUCGCUCUACAACUCCGGUGUCGUGGACCUGGGGUCCGGCAGCGACGGACGCUCCUCUCCUUCACGCUCCCCGAGUCAGGACGACCAGCCGGACGACGGGAUGGACUGCGGCAGCUGCCAGCAGAGCCGAGCCCUGCAGGAGCGGCUGCAGAAGCUCAGAGAGGCCCUGUUGUGCAUGCUUUGCUGCGAGGAGGAGAUAGAUGCUGCGUUCUGCCCCUGCGGACACAUGGUGUGUUGCCAGACCUGUGCAAAUCAGCUGCAGAUGUGUCCCGUGUGUCGGUCGGAGGUGGAGCACGUGCAGCACGUCUACCUGCCCACCUGCACCAGCCUGCUGAACCUGACGCUGACCGACAACCACCAACACCGCAGCAGCAUCCCCGCACCCAUUCACAGAGAAAUGGCCUCUCCUCACAGCUGCUCUACAACAGAGUACGACCACAAGAUCUACCAUGCAUAGACGACUUCACCGGACACUCAUCUUAGAAGGAACAUUUAUCAUCCGUCUGUGUUUCCUGUCUGGACUCCUUGAACUACCAAACAUAGAGAAACUCCUGAGCAUAUUCAAAGAUCGACACACUCAAACCCCUCCCUCAGUGUGUGUGUGUGUGUGAAUGUUAUUUACCAUCGUCCCUUUGGACGUCAGUUUGUCUGAGUGAUUGUUUGCAUGUCAUUCUGUCCAGAUCUUGUUUGUUUUAUACAGCCCCUGCCACAAGAUUUAGUUUUUAGUUUAGGCUCUCGUUGUCUUUAAAUUAUUGCAUCAGUUGACCUGAUACAGAAUAGACACAUUUGUUUUUGAAUUUGUGUGUCAGGCUCCUCUCCCCAGAACCUAAACCAUAUGAUGACUCUUGUGUUUUAGAAUAGCUAAACACUGUACAUAAUGGAGGUUUUUUAUAUAUAUAUUUUUAAUGCUUCCUGAAAUUUUAAAGCUUAUGUUUUUGAUUUGAGAGCUGAGUUUUAUUGUGUUAGAGUGAAAUGCUUUUUUUCUUUAUUAAGAAAUAUUAUUUCAUUUCUUGUUUGUCAUGUUCCAUGUUGUCCACGCCAAUAAGGGGGUAUUUAGAGGCUAAGCAGCGCUGCUCUGGGUAUAGCAUUGCAUACUAAUAAGAUACACCAGGCACUAAGACCACCAUGGUCCCAUUCUUGUCGUCUCUCAGUUCAAUGGGGUUCUUGAAGGUUUUUUUUUUUUUUUUUUUGAGCCCACCAGAACUGAGCUUGAACAUGAAUGCAGCACCUUGCUGACACUCACUCGGCCUCCUUCACGUUGGAACGGGUAUUGUUGAUUAACUGCCACUUGUCCAAAAGAACAAGCCUGAUUUCAUAGACUGAUGCACCUUUUAUCUCAAUGCCAACAAAGUAAAAAAUGAUGAGCACAAAAUGCUCUUCUACUAGAUGCAGUGCCACAACGUUAUAAACAAAGACAAAUAGGAAUGUGUCCAACAGCAGCUGCUUCCUCUGAAAACCUCUGCUGUAGAUUUCUCCUCUGGGGUGUACUAGUGAGUUGAUCAUUUUUAAAGUGUACAAGGAGAUCUGUCUGUGCAAUACUUGCUUUGCUUUUUGAAAAGCUUUUCAUUUUCAAGUUUUAUUUAAUUUCAAAGACUAUAUUUAAGUAAAAAAACGACAUUGUCACUUUACCAAGGAAGUUUUCCACGUGUCUGUAGGGGGUUUUGCCUUAAUGUAGCAUCAACACCGUGUUUAUUAUAGACUUUCCACAGACUUUUUUUCUGGUAAGAAAAGGAAAACGUUUAUUUCUUUUAAUGCUGACUCGAUUAAGCUCAGUCACUGCAGGGGAAGGACUUUUAUUUUUCACAUUUUACAAGUAGUGAUUUGUUUCUGUUUUCUGAAGCAAAAGCCACUAUUCUCUGUAAAACAAAUAACUCUGAAUUAUAUCCUUUUUUAUAUAUUCUGUUUUUAACAAAAGAGAAAGUAUUAAUAAAGUUGUUUUUUAAAAAGACUUUAUUUCGGGAACAUUUUUUAUUGU
Molecule: messenger RNA, 3075 nt
Organism: Anarrhichthys ocellatus (wolf-eel)
Lineage: Eukaryota; Metazoa; Chordata; Actinopteri; Perciformes; Anarhichadidae
Gene: mylipa
Product: myosin regulatory light chain interacting protein a
Exons: 7
Coding region: 118-1557 (479 amino acids)
Biological process (GO): ubiquitin-dependent protein catabolic process
Cellular component (GO): cytoskeleton
Molecular function (GO): ubiquitin-protein transferase activity
Source: RefSeq, a predicted model, not a curated record